Molecule: messenger RNA, 641 nt
Organism: [Torrubiella] hemipterigena
Lineage: Eukaryota; Fungi; Ascomycota; Sordariomycetes; Hypocreales; Clavicipitaceae
Source: the annotation of a GenBank genome assembly
CGCUGACCGUGCUCGUCGACCACAGCAUUUUGCAAUUUCAAAGGCUAUUCAUUUAGAAGUACCUAAAACACGCUGCAAUCAUUACCAGGGUGCCAUAUUCCGAUAAUUGUUUUUACUGUCCAAGCCGUUCACGACCACUUCCAACCACAAAGAUGACUCAGGCCACAUCUGACCAAGUACCAGGCUACAGGGACCCCAACUUCCCUAACCCUGACGGCCCCAUGGAUACGCCCAUCAUCAUCUACGGCUAUACACCAUCCUUUGCUCUCGCCGUGUUUGCUGCAGUCUGGUUCUCCGCUGCGUUCGUCGUGCAUUGCACCGAGGCGAUCCGCUACCGUAGCUGGUGGUUUAUACCAUUCACCAUCGGACUCGCUCUCGAGGUCGUCGGCUACAUUGCACGAUGCCUCUCUUCGAAGUCGGAUCCGUACAACCUCAUAUACUACAUCAUCAACUACUUCUUCAUCGUAACCGCGCCUGUUGUCAUGUCAGCAAGCAUCUACACUAUCCUCUCGACGCUCAUCAACCACCUCGGUAGAGAGUACUCAGCUCUGCCACCUCGUGUCAUUCUCUGGUUCUUUAUAAGCUCGGACGUUGUGGCUACCAUUGUGCAGCGGGCCUCGCCUAUCAAGUCUUUUGCAUGA